AUGAUGACGCUAGGCGAUCACUGGAAUCUGCGCAUCGAUCGUUACGACCGCAUCUUUGUAAUCACAAUGCAAAAAGAUCCAGGGAAUCGUUUGAACGUAAGAUUUUCCCAGGAAAUCAUACGCGCCUUGCGGGACAUAGAGCACGAGCUAGGCCCAAAUUCUGAAGGGUGUGUCGUCACAAAGGGCAGUGAUGAGAAAUAUUGGUGUACAGGGCUGGAGCUUGAUGAAGCAGACACAAAUCCUUUUGCUAAUAGCGACGGCUUCUUUCCGCUCUUAGCAACGCUACUUGACUAUCCUUUCCCUACGAUUGCGCUCCUAACGGGCCACACAUUUGGCGGUGCAUGCCCUUUUGCCCUUGCGCAUGAUUAUCGCAUCAUGAAUUCCUCACGAGGAUUCUUCUCAAUGCCUCCCGUUGACCUGGGUCUUCACUUUUCAGGUAUUGGCUUUCUACCACGGCUCAAACUUCGACCACAAAUUGCGCGAAAGAUGUUACUAGAAGCACAUCGCUGGACUGGUAAAGAAGCCUAUGAGGAUGGGAUCGUAGAUGAUGUAGCCGCCCCAAAAGACAUGCUAGAGGUAGCGAUGACAAAGGCGAGGCAUAUUCAGGGCAAAUCCAAGAUGGGUGUCUAUAGUCUUCUGCGGAAUGAGCUGUGGGGUGAGGCAGCGGAAAAGAUUCGAGGCAUUUGCUAUGUACACGGACGCAUGGUUACUGCACCAGCGAAGGCGAAAAUCUAG
Molecule: messenger RNA, 735 nt
Organism: Plenodomus lingam JN3
Lineage: Eukaryota; Fungi; Ascomycota; Dothideomycetes; Pleosporales; Leptosphaeriaceae
Biological process (GO): fatty acid beta-oxidation
Cellular component (GO): peroxisome
Molecular function (GO): delta(3)-delta(2)-enoyl-CoA isomerase activity
Source: RefSeq, a predicted model, not a curated record